Messenger RNA from Solanum dulcamara, 966 nucleotides. RefSeq lists its product as uncharacterized. The transcript has 5 exons. Gene Ontology annotation, biological process: protein transport. The record is from RefSeq and is a predicted model, not a curated record. Bases 1 to 966 code for a protein of 321 amino acids. NCBI's taxonomy places the organism in Eukaryota, Viridiplantae, Streptophyta, Magnoliopsida, Solanales, Solanaceae.
AUGUUGGACUCGUGGAAGAAAAACAAAUUUUAUUCCAAAUGCAAGUCUACAAUCAGGCAGACGAAAACUCGAAUCGAAAUGAUCAGGAAGAAAAGAAAUUCAAUGCAGAAAUACUUGAUGAAUGAUAUAGCUGACCUUAUAAAAUCUGGAUUGGAUGUUAACGCUUACGACAGGACUGAAGGCCUUCUAGUUGAGCUGAAUCUCUUGAGCUGUUAUGAUUUCUUGGAUCAAUAUUGUGAGCAGAUUCUUAGUCAGCUUGACACCAUAAGUACACAGAGGGAAUGCCCCGAAAAUUGCAAGGAAACUGUGGGAUCUUUGAUGUGUGCAGCGGCAAGACUAGCAGACCUUCCUGAAUUACGUCAACUGAGGACGAUGUUUAAUGAAAGAUAUGGAAAUUCCCUUGAAUCUUGUGUCAAUAAUCAGUUUGCUGCGAAAUUAAAGCCAGUACCACAUAAAAUGGACGUGAAACUACGGUUGAUGCAAGAUAUAGCAGCAGAAUAUGGCGUAGAAUGGAAUUCAAAGGCUUUGCAACAAAUGCUAUAUGAACAAAAGCACGUGGAUGUAUUAGGUAACAAUAAAGAGUCUGAAGAUGCUCUAUCCAAUCAUGAGAAUGUGAGGCAUCAUCAUACUCAAUCAGGAGACAGCACAACAAAAAUCAGUUCUGAAUAUAAUUGUGUUGAUGAUGCAGUUGAUAAUGCUAGCGCAAAACAAAAAUCUGGUCAAAAAGAUUCAGGACAUGAACCAAUUGGUGAAAUCUCUAGUCAUAGAAACCGAGAUGGUCCUUCAGGCAGAACAACAUCCCUUCCAGUUGAAUUGGAACAAAUAAGUCCUGAAGAUCAAGUGAAAGGACACACUCGAGCAAAUUCCUGUACGCCUGAUAUGUUUGGGCAUGUCCAUCCAAGGGUACCAAACUAUGAGGAGGUUGUUGCUCGCCUGACAGGUCUCGGUGGAAAAUCAAAAGAAUGA